GUAAUAUAUCAUUCUCUUGUACAAUUAGAAACUGGCGGGUUACAAAUCACAAUGUACUUCAAAUUGUUUAUUUUGUUAAUUUCUUUUAUUCUAACUGCUAAUACCGCUCAGCAUCUAACUAAAGACCAAGUUCUAAAACUAGGAUUCGAAAAAGCAAAAGAAUCGUUCCACGUUGCUGAGGGCAAAGGCCUUUCAGAAGCAAAUUUGGUGGCUUUUGUGGGUCCCUCGCAUUCACAAAAAGUACACGAUUUUUUUAAUGAACACAGCUAUUCAAUACAAAAACGAAACGACAUACAACUUCCAUUGUUUGAGUUUAUUAUAUCAGCUUUAAAUUUGGUGGAACCGUUAAGGAAUUCACUCUAUGAAAUGAGGGGAUAAAAUAUGUGUUUACAAUAAUAAUUCAAUGUUAAUGUUAAGAUCAUAUUACUUUAAAAAAUGUAAGCGUUUGAGUAAUUAAAAAAAUGUUUCGUCAUGUUAUAUACUAUACUUAAAACUAUACUUAAAACAAAUUAUGUCUCGUUAUAUAAGAGUAAGUUUAAUACAACUGUAAUACUAUACGAUAAUAAUCCAAUGUUAAUUUUAAGCCUUACACAGUUUUAGUUAAAUAAAUAGUCUUUCCGCAAUAAAUAAAGUUUAUCCUCAUGA
Adelges cooleyi (spruce gall adelgid) is the source of this 645-nucleotide messenger RNA. RefSeq lists its product as uncharacterized. The transcript is spliced from 4 exons. Bases 52 to 378 code for a protein of 108 amino acids. Lineage: Eukaryota; Metazoa; Arthropoda; Insecta; Hemiptera; Adelgidae. The record is from RefSeq and is a predicted model, not a curated record.